AUGCCGACACAAGCCGAGAGAGAACAGCUGGAAGCGCUAUUCGAAAGGUGGUCAUCCGACAGCGACCUGUCGGAUGUGCCGGAGCCACCUCCCGCCGAGCCACGACCGAGCAGCACGGGACGACCGCCAACCGACGUCACCCGCCGACCGCCGCCACGGGUAGGCACGUCGAUCCAAAGGGGCGACGCCGAAACCAGGAAGAAAAUCCUCCUCCUGGCCACCCCGCCGCCGCCACCGGAUCGCCGCCGGCUGAAUCGCGGGCGAGCAUCGGCCCCGCCGCCACGGCCCGUACGGCCCAGCCCGGCCGUAAAAGAGACGCCGCCACCAGCAGAGCCACGACCACGGCCACCGGCGCGAGCACCGGCGACCACGCGCCCGACACCGAGGCCGGCUCCGGCGCCACAGCCCACCACGGCCAAUAGGGAAACACCGCCUCGGCCAGUGGGAUCGCGGCCGCGACCCCCGGCGCGCGCACCGACGCCAGCCACCGGACGUCCGACGCCGACAUCCGACCGACGGAUCACCGAAGCCGCCGGCCCGCGCUCUUCGCCAUGCGCCGCUGCGGCCCAGCCGAUCCGCAGACCGACGGCCGCCGGACGACAGCGACCCGUAGGGGCUCGCCCAUCGGAGCCUACCACGGUCCACGUGGCACCCGGGCGGGCCAUCAGCGUGCCGCACACCGCCCGACACGUCGAGCGGCGAUUCCGCCAGUGGACUCCGGAGGGCCACCCCGCCGGGUUUUCCGGUUAUCCGUUGCAGGCGGAGCUCGACGUGACACUCGGGCCUGCCGGCAAUACCCAGCCGCCUACCCUGACAGUAGCAAUAAGUGCAUGCGAACCACGCCGUAAUUAUAAGCCGUUAGUGAUAAGGCCGCUAGCUAUAACCGCGCCGUAA
Molecule: messenger RNA, 894 nt
Organism: Formica exsecta
Lineage: Eukaryota; Metazoa; Arthropoda; Insecta; Hymenoptera; Formicidae
Product: proline-rich protein 2-like
Exons: 2
Coding region: 1-894 (297 amino acids)
Source: RefSeq, a predicted model, not a curated record